AUGCCAGCCUUCAGUCCUGCGGAGAUAGAGGAGGAAUUAAAGGUCCUCCAGGAUGUCACCUGCCUUCUGAGCCAGUAUGUGGAAGCUGAGCCUGCAGAUCAUCCCACUCUGCAAAGAGAGUAUGAAAGCCUUCUAACCUUGGAGGGUUUGCAAACCACAGUUUCCCAGUGCCUGCAUAAGCUGCAGCUUCUGCGAGCAGCUGUGGAGUCCCAGAUGAGGCUGUGCCCAGACUGCACUGGGGAUGUAGGAAGCUGCUCUCCAGCCUGUGUUCCUCCCUGGGGACAGAUGUGUGACAGUGCAGGCGUGCUGGCUGUGCCUCUCCUUUGUUACUCCAGUUUCCAGGAGCUGAGGGACCUGUUUGCCUUGAAGCUGCAAGUGUCAAUGCUGCACCAAGAAAUUGCCUUACAAAAGGUCAUGAUGGCAGAACUCCUGCCUGUCCUGGAGUCCAGGCUCUACCCAGAGGCCUCUGCAGCUCAGCUGUAUCGGGCGAUCUACACGCAGCUCUGUGAAGGAGGCAAGCGAUUCCCUGUGCUGGUGAGAGAUGAGCUGGCAGACUGAUCUGGUGGGAACCUCCUACUUGCCAUUCACAUAACCAGACACAGUUUUAAGCAAUAAAUCUUUU
This is a messenger RNA of Phaethon lepturus (White-tailed tropicbird), 622 nucleotides long. RefSeq names its product chromosome unknown open reading frame, human C16orf59 (gene TEDC2). The record is from RefSeq and is a predicted model, not a curated record. Bases 1 to 558 code for a protein of 185 amino acids. The transcript has 4 exons. Lineage: Eukaryota; Metazoa; Chordata; Aves; Phaethontiformes; Phaethontidae.